AUGAUAGUCAUUCCAGGCAUGAUUCCCAAGAGAUUCUUAAAACUAUGUGACCACUCCCGAGGGGAAAACAGAGCCGUUUUAGGAAGAGCAACAGAUUUCUUCCACACUGUGGACCGGGAUCUAAAACUCUCCACCACCAAGAGCCUCCCCAACCCUUGCGUCCCUUACCCGAGGUCCCCCCGAACCCCCCCGGCAUCCCGGCCGCCCCUCUGCACACCCCGGGUCUCCCCGGACCCCCGGACCCCUGUCCCCCGGCAUCCCGGGCAGGAAUUCGGCGGCCAGAUCAGGCCAGGCGCGCACUCGCACUCGCACUCGCACUCGCACUCGCACACGCGCGCACACUUACUCUUCGCCCCAGCGCCGAGCAGCCCCGCUGGAACUCAGCUCGCUGCCCCCGGCCGCCGCCCCCCCCCCCCGGCCGCCGCCCCGGCUGUGCGCUCCCUCCGAGCCGAGCGGCUCCCCGCGCAGCAGCCCGCGGGGGAAGCGGCCGCAACGCCGCCGCGCGGCCUGGAGCCCCCGCCGCCCCGCCGCCCCGCCGCCCCGGCCGUGGGACAGCAGCGCCCCACCCCCUGCACCCCGAGGCCCCGGCGCCCCGGCCGUGGGAGAGCAGCGCCCCCCCCCGUACGCCCCGAGGCCCCGGCCGGGGAGAGCAGCCCCCCCCGUGCACCCCGAGGUCCAGGCCGUGGGAGAGCAGCGCCCCCCCGCGUGUCCCCCCCGCGUGCGCCCCGAGGCCCCGGCGCCCGGCCGUGGGAGAGCAGCGCCCCCCCGCGUGCUCCCCCCCCGUGCACCCCGAGGUCCAGGCCGUGGGAGAGCAGCGCCCCCCCGCGUGCUCCCCCCCGUGCACCCCGAGGUCCAGGCCGUGGGAGAGCAGCGACCCCCCGCGUGCGCCCCCCGAGUGCACCCCGAGGCCCCGGCGCCCGGCCGUGGGAGAGCAGCGGCCCCCCCCCGCGUGCUCCCCCCCCCGUGCACCCCGAGGUCCAGGCCGUGGGAGAGCAGCGCCCCCCCCCCCGCGUGCUCCCCUCCCCGUGCACCCCGAGGUCCAGGCCGUGGGAGAGCAGCGCCCCCCCCGCGUGCGUCCCGAGGCCCCGGCGCCCCGCGGUGGGAGAGCAGCGCCCCCCGUCGGCGCCCCCCUCGGGCCCCGCGCUCCCCUGCGCCCUGAGUCGGCCCCGGGCGCCGUGUCCUGCGCUCCGCCGGCCCUCCGCGGCGUGGGCACCGGGCCGGGCCCCGGGGGCAGAGCAGCCGCGGCGCCGCAGCCCCCCCGCGAGGGGAAGGGGACGAGCCCAGGCCGGGCGCCCGGGGAGAGGGGCGGCCCCUCGGGGCGCGCAGGGUCCGCUCCCUCGCCGGCCUCCCGCACCCCGCGGCGGCGUUUCCGGACCUGGGGGCGCCCCGAGCCCUCCGCUGGGAACGCGGGAGAGCGGGCGCCGGGGACGCCCGGGACGCGGGGGGGGGGGCGCACCUGUCGGGCCCCGGCGCCGCGGCACCGCCCCGGGCUCGCUCGCGUCCACCGCUCCACAGGCGGCCCGGGCCGCGACGUGCCCAGGGCAGCGGGCUCCCCGCUCCGCUCGCUCGCCCCGAGAGCCGGGGCCCGGGCCCCUCUGCGGCUCCCUCCCCGAGGCCCCCGAGGCCCUGGAGCCCCUUCCCCUGCCCUGCACCGAAGGACGGAGAAAGAAAGUGGAGACUAGAACGCACCAUGGUGAGGUCCCUCGGGUCCGGUCCCGCCGACGCUGGCCGCGCUCCCCGCCCCCGGUCCCCCCGCAGGUGGCGGCGGCCGGCGGCGGCUCCCGCUCUGCUCUUCGGCCUUUUGCCUCCGGUUCGGCGCAGCCCAAGUGUCGGGAAACCGCGAGAAACCUGCUGCGGAAAAUCAGCUCAGUGUUGGAGUCUCACCCACCACGCCCAGAUAGGGCAGGGCACGGAGUCCGGUCCUCCCCAGCCGCCCCGUCGCCAUCCCAGCAGUUACUUGACCUCGAGGAGGAAUCAAGAACAGGAAACACUGGAAAACCAGGCAAUGCGGUAUGUGGGAAAAGCAACCAAUCUCAGGUACUAGUGAUCGUGAAACACGUGUUCUGA
Messenger RNA from Nyctereutes procyonoides (raccoon dog), 2067 nucleotides. RefSeq names its product basic proline-rich protein-like. The record is from RefSeq and is a predicted model, not a curated record. Bases 1 to 2067 code for a protein of 688 amino acids. Lineage: Eukaryota; Metazoa; Chordata; Mammalia; Carnivora; Canidae. The transcript is spliced from 5 exons.